Messenger RNA from Castor canadensis (American beaver), 525 nucleotides. NCBI's taxonomy places the organism in Eukaryota, Metazoa, Chordata, Mammalia, Rodentia, Castoridae. The record is from RefSeq and is a predicted model, not a curated record.
AUGGGGAAGACUUCCAAAUAUGGCUCUGGUCCUCUCUGGUUCUUUGAAGUGGUAGAGUACUGUAUGCGACUCACAGAAAACCUUGGACUCCCCUUGCAUCUUCUUGAAAAACAUGGCCCUUGGCCAGCUUAUGUCACAUAUACCUCCCCAGUGGUACAAAAGUUCAUUGAGAAAAGCAAAGCUAGAGAACUGGAAUGUAUCCAUGCUUUUGAAGAAAGUCAACGGACACUGAAGUCCACCAAGUCUUCCAGCAUCUUUCAGCUGAAAAGGAAACAAUCAUUGAAAUCCACUGACGAACUGGCGCUCCAGGACGCACUGUCAGAGACUGUGUUAUCCAUGUGGGGUACUUACUCUGUAUCCACCAUGGGUCCCAUCACUGUCCCAGAACCCAUGCACUUACAAACUGAGUCUAGAGAUAAUCCCACAGCAAAGUAUAACAAGAUUAUUUUCUCCCGAAAACCUAUGCUGAGGAUGAUUCCCUACAACUCGGUACAGGUCGGCAAGGAGAAACACAUGACUGUUUAG